Molecule: messenger RNA, 530 nt
Organism: Oryzias latipes (Japanese medaka)
Lineage: Eukaryota; Metazoa; Chordata; Actinopteri; Beloniformes; Adrianichthyidae
Source: RefSeq, a predicted model, not a curated record
ACACACUGUUUUGUCUGAUUUCAGAUUGAUGUAUUGCAGUUUGUCAGAGAUCAGCUGUAAAUCUAUGGUCUCAGCUCUGAAGAAAAACCCGUCCAAUCUGACAGAACUGGACCUGAGCUGGAACGAACUGCAGUAUUCAGGAUUUCUUCAUUUGUGUGGUUUUCUGGAGAGUCCAGACUGCAGACUGCAGACUCUGAGGUUGAAAGACUGCAGUAUGCCAGAGAUCAGCUGUGAAGCUCUGGGCUCAGCUCUGAAGAAAAACCCGUCUAAUCUGACAGAACUGGACCUGAGCGGGAACAACCUGCAGGAUUCGGGAUUUCUUCCUCUGUGUGGUUUUCUGCAGAGUCCAGACUGCAGACUGCAGACUCUGAGACUCCUUUAAAGCGCGUGCAGAAGAAGCAGCCGUGCACGCUCACAUGCACUCUGAGUCCUGCUGCUGUGUUUCAGCAGAUGCAGCUGAGAGUCCAGCGGCUGAUGUUUGUGAGCAGACAGUGACAGAGUCAUGCUGCAGCUGGAUGCUGCUCUGACAG